Messenger RNA from Electrophorus electricus (electric eel), 1956 nucleotides. RefSeq names its product ADP-dependent glucokinase (gene adpgk). Gene Ontology annotation, molecular function: ADP-specific glucokinase activity. Gene Ontology annotation, cellular component: endoplasmic reticulum. Gene Ontology annotation, biological process: glucose metabolic process. The record is from RefSeq and is a predicted model, not a curated record. NCBI's taxonomy places the organism in Eukaryota, Metazoa, Chordata, Actinopteri, Gymnotiformes, Gymnotidae.
CCGCUUUAGCUCCGCACGAAUAUAUUUUUUCGUUUCAGAGGUCUGUAAAAACGCUAUUAGGUUGAGUAUCUCUCGCAAUAGCGACACCUUGCUAAGUUGUAAAACUAAAGUUGCUGAGUCCUUCCGUUUAAGACGUGGCGCCAGGAUUUUCUCCUGUUCAGAUUGUUACCCAGUUUGACAGUCAGCAUCCAACUUUAUUCAGGGAGCCUUGACUUUCAUAUUAUUAGCUAGCUGUUCUGUCGGAUUUAAACCGACCGACCAACGAAGCACCAGGAUUCAGAGUAGAGCCUGUGCUGAACCAUGUGGAGGAAGGCUGCUGUGAUGGCUGUGCUAGCUCUUGCAGUGGGGUACCUCUAUCAUACAGAUCCAGACCUACCACAGUGUGUGUUAAGGUUCGUCACCCAGUCCAUUCCUCAGGUGCUGCUCUCCACGCAGCUUGAAGCCAAUGUUCCUUCCCUUGAAGAAGCCAUCUCCAGAGCAUGGGAUUCCCUCAUCACUGCUCCUACCAGACAGUGGGGUCGAAUAGCAGUUGGGGUAAAUGCCUGUAUUGAUGUGGUAGUGUCAGGAGUGGGGUUACUCCAGGCUUUGGCUGUUGAUCCAGGAACCAGCAGAGACCAUGAUGUACUACAUUCCAAAGAGGAUGUAAAAGAGACCUUCAUUCACUACAUGGAGAGAGGGGCGGCUGCGGAGCGUUUCUUUUCAGAUAAAGAAGGCUUUCAAAGGAUUGCACGAGCUGCUGCUGAAUACCCCGGUGCUCAGCUGUAUGUUGGAGGAAAUGCUGCUCUGAUUGGACAGAAACUUGCUUCUAACCCCCAUCUGGUGGUCCUCUUGUGUGGCCCUGUUGGGCCAAAGCUACAUGAGUUACUGGAUGAGCAGAUAGUAGUUCCACCAGAAUCACUGCAGGAGACUGAUGAAUACCACCUUAUCCUGGAGUACAAGGCAGGGGAGCAGUGGGGCUUGAGCCAGGCCCCUCAGGCCAACCGCUUCAUCUUCUCCCAUGAUGUGUCCAAUGGAGGGAUGAGCACCCUGGAGACGUUUGUGGCCAGUCUGGAGGAAUUCCAGCCUGGACUAGUGGUUCUGUCUGGACUCCACAUGAUGGAAGGCAUGGGGCGCACGCUGUGGGAGGAGCGACUCAGAGAGGCAGUAGCUGCCAUCUCAGAUGUCCGUAAUGAGGUGCCCAUCCACCUAGAGCUGGCCAGCAUGACUGAUAGAGAUUACAUGAGCAGCAUCAUGAAGGAGCAGGUCAUGCCCAUCGUCAAUUCCAUUGGACUGAAUGAACAAGAGCUGCUAUUCCUGUCCCAGGCUGGAGGAGGCCCUCACUCCAGCCUUGCUGCCUGGGAUGGCAUACCUGACGUGGGCCGUGUUACUGACAUCCUCCUUUGGGUCCUGGAGCAGCAUGGCAGGGCAGACCCGGAAUCUGAGGCCGACCUGACCCGGAUACACUUCCACACCUUGGCCUACCACAUCCUGGCCACUGUGGACGGGCACUGGGUGAAUCAGCAGUCAGCAGUGGCAGCCGGGGCACGAGUAGCCAGCAGUCAGGCAUGCGGCCUGCAGGCCGUGGAUGUUAGCAAGGUAGCGCUCAAGGCACCUCAGAGCUUCUAUAGCUCUUUCUCAGAGCCUAGAGAGAGCCUGGUAUUGAACCCAUCCAGCCCAGUUACUGUGUGGCGAAGGGGCAACGUGUCCUUUUAUCUUACUCCAGUACUGGUAUGCAAGCAGCCACUCCGGACAGUAGGACUUGGGGACGCUAUCUCAGCAGAGGGACUGAUAUAUUCUGAGAUCGCACCCCAGUAGCUCUCUGAGCAGUAAAAGUGGUCUUUUAGUAUUGAUUUAUUUGGGCCCCCAAAAUCAAGUCCUUUUUUUCCUGUAUUUUUGCUUUUUUUUAUAUAGCCUCCCUGUUCUUAAUCAUUUGUUAAAAUACUUCUAAGUACAUAACCAUCUGGAUAUGUGAGAGCA